UAAAGGUUACGCUGGAUUCUCGGGUUUCGUUUCAACGGUGUAAGCUACUCUUCGCGGCGCUACGUUGCGGGUUACGUGUGAUAACGGCGCAGUUGGCACCUCCGUAGUUCGCCUUGCCGAGUGCCCUCGGCUCAGUUAUCUGCCGACAACAAACCGAAUUAGUUACGAUUUUUCUCAAUCGCAUUUGGCCAUACGUGGGCCUUCGUGCCCGCAUGCCGUAGUGGCUACGUCGCGCACCUGCGGCGCGACACAUGUGCGCGCGCGUGUCAAUCUGGUGUCUCGUGGCACUUUGGCCGGCGUCGAAAAAUUGCUCGAGAAGUACAAGUUCUUUCACGUCGGCGUUCGGCGAAUUGCGUAUGUCGGCUUUUCUCGCAGUAGCGCGAAUGCGUCGAGCUGCGCUUAUCGCCAUAGCUUGCUACGCCGUACGUUUUACGAGCGGCACUAGCCCGUCGCCUCGAACGGUAUAACGAAGAAACAAAAAAGAAAAAAAAAAAAAAUACCACGUACACGCUCGUUCUCGCGUUGGUAAGUCGAACUGAAAAAUAUUAAUGCUUCAAAGCAGUGAACAUAUUUUUGCGCUAGUAUAAAAAAAAAGUGCAGUCCAACAGGUUUUCCCAAAUCGGCACUUUUUUUUUGGUUUCGGUGUAUGAAGCGACCGCUACACAUUUAGACCGGAAGUUGGACCGCGGACAGGAAGUUGAAAAAAUACGUCGUCUUGCGGUGGGUACGCGCCGAAGGCAGCCAUAUUGUUCACUUGAUGUAAAAUCUCAUCCAAUCGAAGGGCUAAAAUAAUUAAUUCUAGCUUUUGUGGAUAUUAUGUCGAAGCUCUGAUGUCUACUCUAGGGCCUAGAGUGGUUAUUUUAUGAGUGUGCGAUCGGCAACGACCCGUAUGAGGCAUCGCUCUCCACCUAUGAGGACCCCAAUCCAUCCCUGUCUCGCUUUGCAAUGAGCCUACCUCAGAAGUCAAAAUAUUCUGGGGUUUCGCCAAACAUAGCGCAGCAGUCAAGAGGACCUCACACGUAUCCUUUUCGCGGAUUUGGGCCUCGGAUCUACCCGCAGUGUGUCGACGAGCCGCCGAAAGAAGACUACAGAUUGCCACACGCCUACUCGCUAUCGAGAGGAGGCGUGAGCAGCGCUGGCGGGGCCCAUGAGAUGAACAAGCAAGCGCUGGGGCAGCAGCCUCCCCCACCGGGUGCGCUGUACCUGGCCCAGGGUCCUGCCUCCCUGGGACAGGGUCCCCCCCAGCAGGCACCCCAGCCACAGCACCCAGCCACCAUGCACGUGGGGCCGGCGUACUUCCAGGCGAGGCAGCCACAGCAGGUGCAACAGGGGCCUCCACAGCCUCCCAAUCCUCAAGCAGCACCACCUCAGGGUGGGCCUCAGCAAGUGGGUGGAGCGGGUGGGCGGGGACCUCCUGGCGGGGGCGGGCCCCCGUCCAUGGGCCGGCCACCUCCCCUCACACAGGCCGCACAGCUAGGGCUGAGCCAACUCGGCACACCCCCUGGAGCAGCUCCGCAGCCCCCCGUGGCCACGGCGGCUGCCUAUCCAGGUGCAGCCAUAAUGCCGAACUAUGCGAACCAAGCGGCGGGAUACCCGGCACCCCAGCACAUGUCCCAGCCGCCCAUCUUACUUGGCAGCUGCAUGAACCUGAUGACAGAUCCUACGGCAUGGCUGCCGUAUCCUCCCCAGCGGCCUGGCCAGUUCAGCCCAGCCCCGCAGUAUGUCUACCCGCCCUACCUUCAGGCCCAACAGUCUCCGCAGAUGUUCUACAAUACUGCGCAAGGGAUGAUGUCCGUGUCCCUACCGGGUGGUGGUGCGCCGUCCCAGGUGCAGGCGCCUCGGGGCCAGCAUGCGUACCAGCAGGGUGCUCCGCAGCUUCAGCCACGGCAGAGGCACGUCCUUGAGAUUAAGGACCCCAUUUCAGGCAGGAACAUUCUCGAGGACAUCGACUCUACACCUGCUGAGACGACCCCAACAGCUUCGGAGCAGCCAUCUUCGAGUGCCACCGACAUUGCUGGCAUGUUUGCCGCCCAAGUGGCUGCCGUGGCGUCCUCAUCGGGUCCCCCACCGACCAAAGUUUCCUCCACACCAGUGCUAGAACCAGCUUCCCCUCCGCCGCCUCCUGUUGAAGAAGUCACCCCCCACGAAGAAGAGGUGGCUGCCCCCAUUGAGGAGAGGAGAGAACUGCACAGUUCUUCAACUCCUCCUCCGCCUGCGGUGACAGCCCCACCGACCGAGCUCCGUGGUGUCGAGGUGGCAGCAUCGCAGGGCAUUUCCACGGAGGCAGCAGAAUCUGCUGCAGCGCCUUCCGCCAGCAUAGAGGUGGCUGAGGUGCCGGCGUGCACCGAAGACGCCGAGAGUGCUGUGCCGACGGCAGAAGUGGUGGACACGCGGAACAGUGUUGCUGCGGAGGGAAGGACGCCUGUGGUUGUGGACGAGGUGGCUCCGGUAGUGACAGCCGCUGCCGCCACCACGGUGGCACCGGCCACAAGGAAGGAGCCCGAGGAAACACCAGUGGCCGCUGUGCCUGCCAAGACAGCUGUGACAGCACCGGCAGAGACUACACGGGAAACAACAGAUGGGAGGGAGAGCAAAAAGUCAGCCAAGAAGAAGAAGAUGAAAGAGUGGAACAAGAAGGGGGAGAACAAGGAGGGUGGCGACAUGGAUGCCUUUGUCGACAAGGAGGAGCAGUCGGCAGCCCAGCCAAGUGUGGCAGCCGCUGUGGCUUCUGAGGCCCCUGCCAGGACACCCAGUCCCCCUAUGAGGCUCAGCCCUACACCCCCGACCACGGCUGCAACCCCGGCUGCUGCCGCCGUCACACCUCCUGCGGAGGAGGUGGAACCCGCUACAGUGCCAGCUGCUCAGAAUACCACGCCCACGUCACCCGACCAGACAGACUCCUCGACUGGCGAAGAUGAGCAGCACAAAAAGGCGGUGAAAAUCAAAAAUGAGGAAAACUUGAGGGUCUCCAGGGAAGCUGCCGCUGCGGCUCCCGCCACCACCGCCCCAAGCGACGCAUUGGAGAAGGGUGAUGCAGAAGCCGACGAGGACGUCUCCGAGGCCCCUGCAUCUUGUCCCGCAGAAGACAUGGAGGAUGGCGAAGAGAAUGAGGAGGUCGAGGAGGAGGAGGAGGAGGAGAAUAGCACUGGUGGCAGCAAGGAGAGCGGCGAUGCCAAGGCUCCCCUGCUCAAGUACAGCUACCGCGAGGACCAGUGGAGCCCUGUGAACCCAGAAGGGCGCAAGCAGUACGACCGGCAGUUCUUGCUCAUGCUUCAGGGGGAACCGAUGUCCCUAAAGAAGCCGUUCGGCCUGCCCAACUUGGAUGUCAUCAAGGACACGGCCAUGCAGCACAAGCUUCCAGACCUUCCCCGAGGAGGCCCGUACCAGGGCGGUGGCCAGUCUUCCAUGGGUGGUGGCCCAGGCGGUGGACCUAUGGGGCGUGGUGCCCACCCCGAACACUUGUUCAUGCCUCCGUACGCGCGCAAUGGCGUGGCCCGGCCGCCUCCCGGAGGGGGUGGCGGUGGGCCUGGCCGGAGGCAGAGCCAGCCUGGCCGUGGUGGGGACAAGCCCAAGAAGGUAAUCACACUGUCGAGCUCACUCAACCAGGAUGUCAAGCUGCACGCAGCACAGAACGCCUGGAAGCCCUCCCACAAGUCGGCCGCCGAAAUUGCGGAUGAGGAAGCUGCGGCGGAGGAGCUGUACCGGCGGGUCCGGGGCAUCCUGAACAAGCUGACGCCGCAGAAGUUCCAGUCGCUGGUGGAGCAGGUGCGGAACCUCGAGAUCAACUCAGAGGAGCGCCUCAACAAGGUCAUUGACCUGGUGUUUGAGAAGGCCCUCGACGAGCCAAACUUCAGCGUGCCCUACGCCAAUAUGUGCAAACACUUGGCCAUGUUUGAAGUGCCCGUCACCAAUGACCCCGAGGGGCGAAUGGUCAACUUCCGCAAGCUGCUGCUACUCAAGUGCCAGAAGGAGUUCGAGAAGGACACCAGCGAUGACAUCCGUAAGGAGGAGCGCCUCAAGAAGAUUGAGGCUCUCACCGACGAGGAGGAGAAGGCCAAACUCAUGGACGAGCUCCUCGAUGAUGAGAAGAAGUCAAAGCGGCGCUCUCUAGGCAACAUUCGCUUCAUAGGAGAACUCUACAAUCUCAACAUGCUGACAGCGCCCAUUAUGUUCGACUGCCUAAGGCGGCUAAUCAACUCCAAUGACGAGGACUCGCUCGAGUGUCUCUGUAAGCUCCUCAUCACCAUUGGCAAGGAGCUAGACUCUGCUGCUUCCAAAGGAGCACAGGGAGGUAAGGUGAAUCCUAAAAUGCAGCUGGACGAGUACUUCCGCAAAAUGGAGAACAUCGCCAAGAAGCGGGAAGUCUCGCUACGAGUCGUCUUCAUGCUGCAGGAUGUCAUCGAUCUGCGCCACAGGAAAUGGAUCCCUCGACGAGACGAGAACAUCCCGAAGACAAUUGACCAGAUCCACGAGGAGGCUCAGCGGGAGCAGGUGAACGAAGAGCUGAUGCGUGAUACCAUGCCGCGGCCAAAGCGCGGCGAGGACCGCCGCAAGGGCGGCCGUGCUGGCGGUGGCGGGGGCUUCGAGGACGGCUGGAACACGGUGCCCAGCAAGAAGCAUGUGGACUUCAACAAGCUCAAGCAGAUCAGCACCAAGCAGACCGAGAUGGACACCAUACAGCUGGGGCCGGGCUCUCGCAUGUCCUCCUGGGCCAAGGGCAGCAGUGGCGGCGGGAAGUCCUCAAGCCAGGAGCCUGAGGGACGACCAUCCGGCGCCACGAAUCGCUUCUCUGCCCUGGCUGAUGCGUCGUCCUACGACUCUCGGCGCGGUGCCCAGCGGUCAACCGCCUCAAGCCGGGAGUCAAGCCGUGGCCGAGGCGGGAGUCAGCAGCAGACGCCCAUGCCGUCGAUGGGUGCGCGCAAAACACCGUCACAGUCGCGCGAGCGGGACGCCGCUCUGGCAGCUGUCAAGAACAUUACUUCGUCCAGUGCCCCUUCGGCAGCGGCUGCUGCUCCUGCAUCGACUCACGAGCCGGAGGUCUCCCGAGAGGACAAGGCGAAGGAGCCGGACGUGGUUCUCAAGGGCCCGCCCAACAUGGACGAGGACAUGCUAAAGACACGGACAGAGGCCCUGGUUGACCAGUUCCUGUGCAACAGCGACCUGCAAGAUGCGGUGCAGAACGUGGUGGAGCUUGCGUCGCCGGGCAACGUGCACCAGUUGGUGUCUACAGCAAUCGGCCACACGCUGGACCGUAACCCCGAGGCCCGCCGGCUGACUGGCCAGCUGCUCAAGGAGCUGCUCAAGCGCAAGGUUCUCUCGCUGGACGUCUUGACCAAGGGACUGCACGAGGUGCUGGAGUAUGGCGAGGACAUGGAGCUGGACAUCCCCAAGGUGUGGGAGUAUGUGGCCGAGCUGGUCUCGCCCCUCUUCCUCGACCUGCUGGCCCUGCAGUACCUACGUGACGCGGCUGAGCCACUGCGCCCCAUUGGCCGGGCAGGUCGGAUGGCUGCCUGUGUGCUGGCUCACCUUGCCCAGACCCUGGGCGAGGCCACUGUGGCCAACAUGUGGAGGACUGCAGGCCUCCAGUGGAGCCAUUUCCUGAAGCCUGGGGAGGAUGCCGAAGCCUUUGCAAAGGCUAAUGGUGUUGCCUUUACGUUGGGAGGAGUGCCAGCCACUCCGACCGCAGGCAGCGGUGCACCCGCUGGCCGCACUGGCGGUGGAUCUGCAGCGUCCCUGCCGGAGCUGGAUUCACAGCUCAACUUCUUGAUCCGCACCAAGGGGGCUCCUUCCCCCGCCAUCAUCGAGUGGAUUGAGUCCAAGCUUGGUGAAGCUCAGACAAAGAAGCCACCAUUCAUUCGUGCCUUGGUAACCGCUGUAGCCGAGAAUGCCAUCACACUGCUUGGUGAUGGCAAUGCCGAACUGAAGGAGGACCUCAUUAAGACAUACUCCGACCUCCUACAAAAGUACCUCAACCACGAUGAGGAGCGUGAAUUGCAAGCCCUGUACGCGCUACAGGCUCUCGUCAACCGCCUAGAGCACCCAAAAGGCAUCCUGGUGCACCUGUUCAACGCCUUCUACGACUGCGACCUGAUCUCCGAGGACGCCUUCCAGCAGUGGGCCGACAGCAAGGACUUGGCCGAGCAGGAGGGCAAGGGCGUAGCCCUCAAGUCCACCACCUCCUUCUUCACCUGGCUCGCCGAAAUGGAGGCCGACUCCGGCGAAGACAACUGAGGCGGCGGCUUUGCCACAGCUGCUACUAACCUUCUCCUCCUCAACCACUGAACGCCAGUAGCAGUGGGUUGGGAAAAAAGGGUGGACGACACGGCCCUUCUCGCACGCUCUCUCUCUCUCAUUCCUGCUCCUCUCUCGGACCGGCUCUCUAUCCCUUCUGGCUGGAUCAACGAGCGUGGCUUCCCCUACCGCAUGGGCCCAAGACGUGCAAUUGAUAAGGGAAGACUGUUCCUCCGUGGACAGGAAGGAAAAAAAAAGAAAGCGCAAGCAAAACUGGCGAUGCAAGGGAAACAACGAGCUUCGCACAUGCUGGCUGGCUGAUUGACUUCCCUCUCCCCAUCCUACUCUCUCCUGCCCUCUUUCCUCGCCUGUACUGCUUUAUUCUUUCCUCCUCUCUGACUGGCUGCUCUCAGGAUCUUCCAGAUGAGUUUUUUGCUAGAUCCGUGCACCCUCUCUCUCGCCGCCGCCGCCUCGUCUCCUUUCCUCCUGCUUCGGCCUGAUCUUCGCCCGGCGGCCAAGAAUGCGAAGGUGUCUCGGGGAAAGUGGUGUGUCGGUGGGCGUGACGGCGGCAGUAGCCUACGGUGACACAUCAAGCAGCAGCAGUGACGAAAGAAGUGACACUUUAUAUAUAUAUAUUUUUUUCUUCUUGGUGACUGUGAACUCCGCAACAAGGACAAGUGAUAAAAGUGACUGAAUACAACAAUGCUUCACUUCAUUUUUUUUUCCCUCCCUUCUCCCUUUCUUUGAAAGGAUUCUCAAGAGUGCCACCCCCCGGUUUCUGAAUCCAGUUGAACUCUUCAGCGGAGGGUGGCUUUGUGCUUUUUUUUUUCUCCUAUGUGAACAGAUAUUACGUUUUCUUUUUUCUUUCUUUCCCUCCACACUAUUUUUUGCCUGCUUUGUGCAAAAGUGCCAGGUUUUUUUGUGAUGACUCGACGCGGCCUUGGAAGCUUUUUCUUUUUAGGAUUCAAGCAACCACUUUCAAUGGACUUGCGGCCAGGCAUAUUUUUUUUCUCUCUCGAAGACUGGAAGCAAAUGUGCUGUGCGUUUCAUUUGCUGCAAUCAUGAUUGCUUCCUUUUUCUGGGUCUUUUGUAUUUUUUUUAACCUACUUUACUAGCCUUUUCACCUCCUUUUUUUUUUUCUUUCUAGAAUUUGUCUCGUUGCUUUCUGUGCAAGCAAGCAAGAGGUGCACCAGGCCUCUUGACCUGUGCAAACUAGACCUGCGUUUAUAUAUAUAUUUAACAUAUAUAUAUAUAUACACACACACACACAUAUAUAUAAAUAUGAAAUAUAUAGAAAUAUAUUUGAAUGCAGGAACGCGUCCUCUCUUCUUGCAUGACGCAUCUCAGUGUCUGAGCCAUUUUUCUUUUUUGGAGCAAACGGACACUGGUUCUAGCGAGAAGAAUUGCUGAGACAGUCUGCAUGUUUUUUUUUUUUUUCCCCUAGGUUUAUUUUUCUAGGUUUAAAUUUCUUCCGGGUCAAGUCGCGACCGCACUUUUGCGGCACCGUGGAUGGUGUGGAUGACAGGGGAUGAGAAAGCGAGUCUUCCUUGGCAGAACAUCUUGACUUUUUUUGUCGAGAAGGCGUGUGGAUUCUCUCUCCUUAUUUAAUAUAGUGAACAAAAGUCUUCUACGGUGACGGUUGUUGGGUGUUUAUGUGGAACGUUGUACAAGUGAAAAAAAAAGGGGGGGGGGGGAACAAAAAAAAUCUUACGGGAAUCUGUUUCCCACUGAAGAGGUUUUGUGAGCAUUCUUGCAUUUCGUAUGUGUUCUGUAUUUGCGUGGGAACUCCUAAACGAGCGCUCUCAAUUCUGCGUGUGUUUUUCCCCGUAAAAAAAAAGGCUUGAUGCUGGAAUGAGAAUGCUCGCAGAUCUCUACAGUUAAUUUUUUUUUAAAUGUUGGGCCUCCCUAUAUAUUGUCCCCACCCGGACUACCGCCUUUCUUCUUUAUUUUUUUUUAGCUAGGAAAAAAAUAUUCAAAUUAAACUGUUGCCGACUAUGCCGCUGGCGAAUGUCUCGAGAGCGAGGUACUGUUUGUAAAGGACUCUAGCAUUUUUUGUACAACUUAGUCUCUCUCAGAGGGAACAAAAUGAAACAAAAAAGAAGAAAAAAAGCAAAGGAGACCGUUUCGGUGCCUUUACAUGUAUUUAAGAUGCGAAUUCUUGUUACUUUUUUUCUUCGAAGAAAUAUUUUGGCGUGUGUGUGAAUGCAUGACUGCAAGAAGCACUUGCGACUUGUGCAGGGGCGUUAGGACUCUUGAAGAUGCAACAGUUUUUUUUUUUUUUUCCUCUAACGAGAAAUGAUGGUGGUGCACAUGAUUGUGUGUGCAUGCACCACGUGGGUGGAAGAGGGAGAUAUAAACUUGUACAUAGAACGUGGGGAACUGAAGACGUUCCACAUCUAUGAUUUUGAGCAGCAUAAAAAAAAGUGCAGAUUAAGAAUAAACUUUGACUUACAGACUUUA
Molecule: messenger RNA, 8691 nt
Organism: Dermacentor andersoni
Lineage: Eukaryota; Metazoa; Arthropoda; Arachnida; Ixodida; Ixodidae
Source: RefSeq, a predicted model, not a curated record